Cicer arietinum (chickpea) is the source of this 860-nucleotide messenger RNA. NCBI's taxonomy places the organism in Eukaryota, Viridiplantae, Streptophyta, Magnoliopsida, Fabales, Fabaceae. The record is from RefSeq and is a predicted model, not a curated record.
AUAUAUAGAAGCAUAAUGGCUAUGUCAAGAAAAAAAAAUACUUCCAACAACAAUCACAAUAGCUCUUGGCAGUCUCCAAAUUUUAUCCAUACACAAGUAUUAGAUGUAUGUGAGUUGUUGCAUCAUAGAAUACAAAUAACAAAAAAACCAAAUAAUAAUAAUAAUACCAUGGAUGCUUUAACCGAGAAGCAAGAGGCUUUGGUGAAUAGUUCAUGGGAAGCAUUCAAGAAAAACAUUCCUCACCUUAGCAUUGUGUUCUAUUCAUCGAUAUUGGAGAAAGCACCGGAAUCAAAGGACAUGUUCUCAUUUUUAAAAAACUUUGAUGGAAUACCACAUCAAAAUUCAACUCUUGAGGCGCAUGCUGAAAAGAUUUUUGACAUGACACGUGACGCAGCUAUUCAACUUCGAGCAAAAGGGAAGAUAGAUUUGGCAAAUGAUGUUACAUUAGAAUAUUUAGCCUCUGUCCACGUUCAGAAAGGAGUAACUGAACAACAUUUCGUGGUGUUAAAAGAAGCAAUGUUGAAAACAAUAAAGAAAGCAAUGGAUGAUAAAUGGAGUGAGGAAUUGAGUUGUGCUUGGAGUAUACCCUAUGAUCAACUGGCUGCUACAAUUAAGAAGGCAAUGGGAUGGGAACUUGGAAACCAAUCAUAAACAACUUUUAAUACAUUAUUUUGAUUUCACUAAAACUUGUUAAAACAAGUUUCUUUUACAAAUGUCACGAAAAAUAAGUUAGUCACGGCCAACUUUUAAAUUAUUUUAAUGCCUUUCUAUACAAUUAUAAAAUAUUUAGAUUUAAAUUCGAGAUAGUGUAAAAAUUCUAUGUUUGAAUUCGAGAUAUAAUAAAUUAGUCGGUAUAACAA